AUGGGCAAAAAGAUGAAGGUCGAGCACAACAUCCGCGACACGAGCCACCAGUCCGGCCGGAGACCCUCCAAGAAACCCGCCGCCGCCGCUGCCAAACCGAAGAAGCAGGCCAAGGAGGAGGCCCCGACCCCGACGGCCGAGUCCAACGCCGUCAGCGCCCUCCUCCCCAUGCCCCUCCAACAGCGCGUCCUCUCCACUUUCAACGCCGCCUACAACCCCGUCCUGACGUCCCGCGACCUCGGCGACGUCCUGCAGCGCGUCAAGGCCGCGCUGUACGCCCGCGACUUCGACGCCGCCUUCGCCCGCGCGACGCCCGAGGCCCUCGACGCCUACGCCGCCCGCUGGAGCCCCACCCGCGCACUGGGCUACGCCGCCGUGCUGCUGGGCAUUGCCGAGUACCUGGAGGAGCUCGAGGUCGAGGUCGAGGCUGAGGCUGAGGCGGCUGAGGCUCGGACGGCUGGAGACAAGGUCGAGACCACGGCGGAGGUCGAGGCGGAGGGGACCGCGGGUGAUGUUCACCAGGAUGCCGUCCCCCCCUCCUCCCAGACCCAAGCCGUCGGCACCGCUGGACCCUCUGGAGGCGAUGGACCCUCCGCGGAAGCUGCAGCAGCAGCAGACGACGAUCAGCCCGCCUCCGCCCCCGCGGCGGUGGGCGAGGACGUCACUCCCCCUCCACCCGCGGAGAUCGAAACCACCGCCGCUCCCGCUGCCGCCCCCUCCACGGCACCCAGAAAAUCCAUCAGGAUGCUCUCCGUCGGGGGAGGCGCCGCCGAGAUCGCCGCCUUCGCUGCCUACCUCUCCGAGCAGCCGUCCCGCUCCCUCGGAGGCACCGUGGCCCUCCUCGACUCGGCGCCGUGGGACGACGCCGUCGCCAAGCUUCACGCCGCCCUCACGACCCCGCCACCGCUGUCGCAGUAUGCCAAUGCCGCCGCCAGGGCCGCCAACGUCGCCAUCGUCGAGCCCGGCCGUCUCACAUCCUCCUUUACGCAGCAGGACGUCCUCGCCAUGACGCGCGACCAACUCUCGCGCUGCCUCAGGGGUGGGGACGGUGAUGGGCAUGGGAACGGGGGCGCGCCGGUACUCGUCACAUUACUAUUUACGCUCAACGAGCUCUACACAACCGCCGGCAUCGGCAAGACCACAGCCUUCCUCCUCGACCUGACCGCCACUGUGCCCCUCGGCUCCCUGCUCCUUGUCGUCGACAGCCCCGGCAGCUACUCCGAGACCGCCGUCGGCAAGGAGAGCAAGAAGUACCCCAUGCAGUGGCUCAUGGACCACGCCCUCGUCACCAAGCCCGAGAAGGAGGGUAUCGUUGAGGGAUGUCGCUGGGAGAAGCUCGAAUCCCACGACUCCGUCUGGUUCCGUCUCGCCGACUCUCUAAAGUACCCAAUCCCCCUCGAAAACAUGCGCUACCAAAUGCACUUGUACCGCGCUACAAAGCCUUAA
Molecule: messenger RNA, 1446 nt
Organism: Colletotrichum higginsianum IMI 349063
Lineage: Eukaryota; Fungi; Ascomycota; Sordariomycetes; Glomerellales; Glomerellaceae
Exons: 1
Coding region: 1-1446 (481 amino acids)
Source: RefSeq, a predicted model, not a curated record